Sarcophilus harrisii (Tasmanian devil) is the source of this 2902-nucleotide messenger RNA. It is a transcript of the gene DPH2, whose product is annotated as diphthamide biosynthesis 2. Bases 847 to 2334 code for a protein of 495 amino acids. Gene Ontology annotation, biological process: protein histidyl modification to diphthamide. The transcript is spliced from 6 exons. Gene Ontology annotation, molecular function: 2-(3-amino-3-carboxypropyl)histidine synthase activity. The record is from RefSeq and is a predicted model, not a curated record. NCBI's taxonomy places the organism in Eukaryota, Metazoa, Chordata, Mammalia, Dasyuromorphia, Dasyuridae.
CUACUUUGUAUCCGGCGGGGCCCCUCCCCCGCCCGAGCGGCGGCCACAUUGUAUCCAGGGCAGUGGCCUCCACCUGCUGCCCGGCAGCUACAAAGUAUCCACCGCAGCUUCGUUGCCGCUCGGCCGGGAGGGCUCCCGUGGGACCACACAACCUGUAUUUCUGGGGAGCGGGGCUUUCUACUGUGAGACUACAUAGUAGCCACCGCGGGUGUGUGUGUGUGUGUGUGUGUGUGUGUGUGUGUGUGUGUGUGUGUGUGUGUGUGUGUGAUUGUCUCUUCCACUUCACCCUCCCCCACCUCCCGCCGUGGCUACACAGCAUCCGAACCCGCAGCUUCGUCACAGCCAACGACGGCUAGAGGAGCUCGGACAGGGCCUGAGGGCCAGCCGCUGCGUAGUAGAGGCCGCCGCAGUCACAGUUCGACUUAGCAUGGACUACCCCUCUAUACCCAGUUGCCUUGGGAACAGAGAAGGAACACAAGAAGCGGGCUGCGCAUGCGGCUCCGAGGCUUUUUACCAGCCCUACCACGUCACCCGCCCCUUUCCCCUGGGGCCCUGGAAACUACAAUUCCCACAAAGACUUGCGGCUUGCGGUUGGGGCGGAGGUUAGGACAAAUACGCCCCUUCCCAUUGGCUCAGAAGCUGGGAGCAGGCUAUUGGCUACUGGCGCGGGGCAAGAAGGAAAACACAAGCUCGGAUUGGCGAAGAAUGAAGGCGAGGGGGUGGUCCCGGAAAUAGCAGCGAAACUGGAGGGCAGACCCACGUGGAGGUGUGGGGUGCCCCGUGGGGUCCCGGAGCGGAUCCUAGGCUCGGACCCGAGGCCCGGCGGCCUCUGCUGUAGGAGGUGACAUGGAAGACACUUUCAGCAGCCCAGCAGGGGCCGCCCUGCAGCGAGAGGCCGGGGUCCCGGAGCCACUGACACCCCUCACGGAGCUGGGCCGCACGUAUGAGCUGGAGCGGGUGCAGGCCUUCGUUCUGGAGCACGAAGCCAAGCGGGUGGCCCUGCAGUUCCCAGAUGAACUCCUAGGAGACAGCGUGGCUGUGGCCCGGACCCUGGAGGAGAUGACAGGAGCCAAGAUCUUUGUUCUGGGCGACACGGCCUAUGGCAGCUGCUGUGUGGACGUCCUGGGGGCGGAGCAGGCUGAGGCCGACGCCCUGGUGCACUUUGGCCCCGCCUGCCUGAGCCCGCUUUCGGGCUCCCUGCCUGUCACCCACGUCCUGGGCCAGCGCCCGGUGGCCCUGGAGCGGUGUGCAGAGGCCUUCAGAGCCCUGCAUCCGGACCCUGCGGAGCCUGUGGUGCUGCUGAGUGAGCCAUCCUGUGCCCACGCCCUGGAAGCCUUAGCUGCUCUUCUUCGUGCCCAGUACGAGGACAUCGUGGUCUCCCACCCGGCUCUGCCCGCUGUUGCCCCGGGCUGGGAUCACCCACCCUUGGAGCGUUUUGGGCGCUUUUUCCCACUGGGCCCUGGGCGGCAGCUGGAGGACUACGGGGCCUUUUAUGUGGGGGGCUCUGAGAAUUCAGACAGCGGCGGGACUGAGAUGACCCCAGACUUGCUCCAGCUGCUCCUGGGCUGGACCCCCAGCCGCCCCUUCUCUUCUUGCCUGCCAGACUCGGGACGGGCCCAAGCUGAGGGCCCCCGGGCAGUCCGCGUCAGAGCACGGAGCCACUAUCUGGUGGAACGGGCACGGGAUGCCCAAGUGGUGGGACUGCUGGCAGGUGCUCCGGGGGGGGCAGGGCACCGAGAGGCUCUGGGCCACCUUCGGAAACUGGUGCAGGCUGCUGGCAAGCGGGCCUACGUCCUGUCUUUGGGCCGGCCCAGCCCCGCCAAGCUGGCCAACUUCCCAGAGGUAGACGUCUUCGUGCUCCUGGCCUGCCCCUGGAGGACCCUCGACCGACCCCAGAGUGGUGCCAGCAGAGGCUUCUUCCGGCCGAUGCUCACCCCUUAUGAGCUGGAAGUCGCCUGCAACCCGGCUCGGGGCCUACUGGGGCUAGGGCCUUACCUGACUCACUAUUCUGACCUGCUGCCAGGCUCCCCCUUCCACGUGCCCGUCCCGCCCCCGGAGUCUGAGCUAUGGGAUGCACCCGACGUGUCACUCAUCACUGGAGACCUGCGCCCCCCACAGGCGUCGGCCCCAGCCCACGCCUCCGACAGCCUAGAGACCUCAGCCCUGAGCCAGCGACCCCGACUUGAGCUCGCCGAGAGCAGUCCAGCAGCUUCCUUCCUGGCUUCCCGAACUUGGCGGGGUUUGGAACCUCAGCUGGGCCAGACGGCACCGAUGCGGGCGGUGGCUGGGAGACGCGGUGUGCCCAUUGCCUAUGAGGAUGAGCCUGGCAGCUGAGGAGCCUUGGGGCCAAGUGGGACUCCGAGAAGAGACCCUGGCACUCCUCGAAAGAGCGGAUCCCAGGACUGCCCAAGGUGCCAGUAGCCAGUCUGGCGGAAGUAAGCAGGCUCGCGCCAGGCUGGCCUUCCUGCUCUCUGUCCCCCUCUAUUGAUGACUGAAUGCAAUGGGGGGGAAGGAACAAGCAUUUAUACAGAACUUACUGUGUGUGAGGCACUGGGUGGCUCCUGUGUGAUCCUCACAAUAACCCUGAGAGCUAUGGGCUGUUGUUAUCCCCAUUUUACAGAUGAGAAAACUGAGGCAGGCAGCAGUGAAGUGACUUGCCCAGAAUCACACAGCUAGUAAGUGUCUGAGGUCAGCUAUGAACUCUGGUUUUCUGACUCCUGACUAACAGAGUCCAAGAUUAAGGUGACCCCCAAACUGAACACUGUCCCUUUAGCUGCUGCUGUCUCAUGGGAUUGUCCUCUUGGUGUCCCAGAGCAUUGAUCAGGCACCUACUAUAUAACUCUCUGUCAGGCCCUAUGCCAAAUGUGUAAAGAACGGAAACACCAGGGAACCCUGCCCACAG